AUGAAUGGUCUUUCUAUCAGUCCCUUUAUCGCGAAUCUCCCCAAGGUUGAGCUUCACAUUCAUAUCGAAGGCACUCUUACCCCCUCACUACGCUGGGAGUUAGCACACCGUAACGGAAUUGCUCUUCAAUAUGCCACGCUGGAAGACCUCAAGGCAUCAUACGCUAUUACAUUGAAUCAUCGCCCCGAACUCAAUGGGCGAAAACCUGGGAUACCAACAUUUCUGGAAGCCUACUUUGCCGGAUGCGAAGUUCUGCGCACCGAAAACGACUUUUACGACCUCGCCAUGGCAUAUCUUUCUCGUUGCGCGAGUAUGAACGUGCUAUAUACGGAGCCAUUCUUCGAUAUCCAGGCGCAUACUCGUCGCGGAGUUCCAGCCGCCGCGGUCCUCGAUGGAUAUUUGAGGGCACAACAGGAUGCCGCGACGAACCUUGGUGUUCAUUCACAAUGGAUCAUGUGCUUCUUGCGCGACGAGCCUGUGGAGGAGGGGUUGAAAGCCUAUGCUGAAGCGAGGCCCUGGGCAGCGGGGAAUGUCAAGCGUGGCAAGAGGCUAUUCCACGCCGUUGGAUUAGCCAGCAAUGCUUAUGAGAGGCCACCAAUGCUUUUUGAAGGGGGCUUCGCUCUCGCUCGUGCAGAUGGCCUGCAUGUCACCAUGCACUGUGAUUUUGGACAAAAGGACACACAUGCCCAUAUAGCCGAGGCAAUAUUUCAGGUAUGCGAUGGCAAUGGAGCAGAGAGGAUCGAUCAUGGGCUUGAUGCCGAAGAUGAUGAGCAACUGUGGAGAGGCCUUCUGGAUAGAAACAUUGGCUUAACUCUGUGUCCACAUGCAUACCACCGCAGAACCGCAACCGAGGUAUUAUUCCCCAAAAUUCGAAGGUUGUGGGAGAGAGGAGUAAAGUUUUGCAUAAAUAGCGAUGAUCCUACACUCAUGCAUGACGUUUGGGUCGAUGGAAACAUGCAGAAAGUGUAUACUUAUGGCGGAUUCAGUCAGAGUGAGAUGAUCCAAUUGGCGAGGAACGCAGUGGAUAUGUGUUGGGCGGAGGACAAUAUCAAGCAGGCCAUAUAUGAAAAGCUAGAUAGCCUAUCUUUAUAG
Penicillium pulvis is the source of this 1092-nucleotide messenger RNA. Its product is annotated as adenosine deaminase family protein. The record is from RefSeq and is a predicted model, not a curated record. The coding region runs from base 1 to 1092 and encodes 363 amino acids. Gene Ontology annotation, molecular function: adenine deaminase activity. Gene Ontology annotation, cellular component: cytosol. The transcript has a single exon. NCBI's taxonomy places the organism in Eukaryota, Fungi, Ascomycota, Eurotiomycetes, Eurotiales, Aspergillaceae. Gene Ontology annotation, biological process: adenine catabolic process; hypoxanthine salvage.